Molecule: messenger RNA, 2129 nt
Organism: Durotheca rogersii
Lineage: Eukaryota; Fungi; Ascomycota; Sordariomycetes; Xylariales; Xylariaceae
Exons: 3
Coding region: 547-1905 (452 amino acids)
Molecular function (GO): pyridoxal phosphate binding; molybdenum ion binding; catalytic activity
Source: RefSeq, a predicted model, not a curated record
ACGUAGGUACUACCUGCGUAGUAGGAAUAGUUGUAGAUAGGCAAUAAUUUCGCAACAAGGCAAUUAGCAGUAGCAAGGAACAAACCCACCUGCUAGGGACUGGCGGUAUUGAAACCGGCCUCCCUGUAUACGCCCCGCCCUCGACGACCCGAGUAACUUCUGCUGACUAAGCCGACACGCUUACGGCUUGUGGGUCACGUGUUGUGACAGCAUGUGCUGCUAGUUACUAUUUCGGCCCGUUUUUAGAUAUUCAAUCUGUUUCAAAGGAUUGCCGCGAUAUCGCUGCGCCCGCGCUGCUCUCUCAACGGUCCCAAUUCUCUCCUUCUCAACCUCCCUUUCCUUAUUUCUGUCGACACGGAGAAUCCGGGCACGCUGCAUUCUCGUUCGCCGUGGCCGUAUUCCUCUUAUUUCCUUUGUAUACCACUCGCGUGUGUACCCAUUUGUGCGGAAUCCCGAGGAUAUAUGCUUCUUGCCGGCCAAGGAGCACCAUAGACGCGACAUACUUGUCCAAUUAACCCGGUCAUCAAUCUAAACACGUCGCACACCAUGGAUCAAUCCCUGUCUAGCAAUCCCUAUACGCUCAAGAAUCUCAACCUGGACUUCAGUGCCGUCUUCUUGCUGUCUAUGACUAUUCUCGCCUUCUUGAUUCCGGUAGUUCUGAUUCUCCCCCCCGUCGGACUUCAGAAGAGCGAUGCGCUGCUGCAGACGCACACGAAGGCUGGAGUGGAGGGCUCCAAGAGCAAUCUGAAGAGUCAAUUCUCCGCCGAACACGCCCCGCGGGCCGGCGAACCGCCCAAGGUCCAAAGCUUGGCCAUCUACCCCGUCAAGUCGUGCAAAGGCAUCGAGCUGAAGAGGAGUAGGUUCCUGCCCUCGGGACUCCAAUAUGAUCGCCUCUUCACGUUUGCUCAGCUCAAGAGCCCUUUCCCCGUCGCCAUAGAUGCGACGCACGCGGCAAAGUCGGAGCACAAGUGGGAGUUCAUCACGCAGCGCCAGUUCUCCAAACUGGCAAACGUCACCGUCGACCUCUGGCUGCCAGAUGAGAUGAAGCUGCGGAAGCAGUCGAUGAAGUCCACCGAGGCAUUUUUAAUCAUACGUUUCCCAUGGAAAAGCGAUGGCUGGCGCGGUAUCUACUCCGUCAUCGAAGCGAAGCUUGCUCGGGGGCGCGCCGCCGAACCCGAGAUAGAGGUCCUAAUACCGGUGGACUUCCCGUCCGAGGCCGACAUCAAGGAAAGGGGCUAUACCUUUGACCAAGUCCGAAUUUGGAGGGACACCGUCACGGCCCUCAACAUGCAAAACGAGGUUCCCGACGAGCUGCGACGAUAUCUAGGCGUCAGCAACAAACUGAGCCUCUUCAGGAUCGACCCGGACGCGCUGCGAGAGGUUCACCGAUGCGCCCCAAGCGGAGAAGAAGCCGGCUACCAACCUGUGACGGGGUUUCAGGAUGCUUAUCCCCUCCAUCUGAUGAACCUGAGUAGCGUACAGCAGUUCAGUUCAGAAGUGCCCAAGGACGAUGACCUCAAAGAGCUCAACGUGCUAAGAUUCCGGCCGAACAUCAUCAUUUCGGGCGCCGCAGCCUACGAGGAAGAGACGUGGAAACAGAUUCGGCUCAAGCCGGGGAGCUCGGGCUUAUACAACGACGCCGUGUUCCACGUGUCGUGCAGAACCGUCAGAUGCAAGCUACCCAACGUCGAUCCGAACAACGGGUUCCGCCACGCGAAAGAGCCGGACAGGUCCCUGAGGGCGAAGCGGGCCGUCGACGAAGGCGCCCCGCUCAACGGCUGCCUAGGCAUGCAGCUCACACCGCUGUUCGACUCUAGUCUGGGUGAGGACCGCACCGGCUGGAUCGCCGUCGGUAUGACCAUAGAAGUCGAGAAAACGGGUGAGCAUCUGUACAUUAAGCAGUAGGGCGAGGCUGCUACGUUUUGUACUUUGCGCGCCCCCUCCCCCCCUUUUUUAUUAUUAAUAUUCAGGAUGCAAAGGUAGAGAGGAAAUAGGAAAUAAGGGAUGGAAGGAGAGUGUGCGCGACGAGAGUCGCGCUGUAAGUUUGUGUACAGUAGAGAUACGCUCCUCCCUAUGUAAGAGUAGAGCAGAAGCCAUAGGUAGCAAGACAAGAUAAUGUACUACUGUAU